AUGGAAACCAUCGUUGUCGUCGCAGCUCUCUCGCUAUCCCUUAUUCUCUUUGUUCGCAGGGCUCGUCGUCCGCCUCUACCGCCUGGACCUAAAUCGUCUUGGUUUGGAUUUGGUCGACCCCCUGUGCCCGAGAUGUUUCCUUGGAAGACUUACGAGAAAUGGCAAAAAACCUAUGGCGAUCUCAAUUUCUACUAUGCUUUCGGGAGCCCUGUCGCGAUCAUCAACUCGCGCAAGGUCGCGGAGGACCUCCUCGAGAAGCGUGGUGCAAUCUAUUCCUCGCGGCCUACCCGUACGAUGAUGGGCGAUCUAAUGGGCUGGUCAUGGUCGUUUGGAGGAAUGGCGUACGGCGAUAGGUGGAAGAAGUAUCGCGGCACUUUCCAGAAACAUUUCCGCUCCAGCACGGUAGCUCGAUACGAGCCAAUUCAGCUCAAGGAGGUUCAGACCCUUCUUUUGAACCUGAAGCGUACUCCCGAGGACUUUGCACAUCACAUGCGGAGGAAUGCCGCAGCGCUCGUCAUGAAGAUCAACUAUGACCAUGACAUCUCAGAUGAGGGGGACGUCUAUGUGGACUUGGCGGAGAAAGCCAUGGCAAGCGUAGCCAAGGCAGCAAUCCACGGGACUUACGCGGUAGACUAUCUGCCCAUUUUGAAAUAUAUCCCGAGUUGGUUCCCAGGUGCUCUAUUCAAGCGGCAGGCAAAAGAAUGGCGCAAGUUAUCAGAGGCGAUGCUGCAAAAGCCGUUCGAGAUGGUCAAGCAGAAGAUGGCAUCUGGAAUGGCAGGGCCGUGUGUCACCACGCUGGAGAUUGAAGAGGGUGCCCAGCAGAAGGAUUUCGACGUGACGAUGACUCAGGGCAUUGCUGCUGUUUCCUACGCAGCUGGCGCUGAUACGACAGUUGCCGGCGUCAUUUCAUUCUUCCUUGCCAUGAUGACCCACCCCGACAUCCAGCUCCAGGCCCAGGCAGAGAUUGACCGCGUCGUGGGUACGGACCGCCUGCCCAACUUCGAAGAUCGAAACAGGCUUCCGUUCGUCACAUGCAUCACUUGGGAGAUCUUGCGAUGGAACCCUAUCGCGCCCAUAGGCGUCGCUCAUGCAACAGUGCAAGACGACGUCUACGAGGGCUAUUGGAUUCCAAAGGGCACGUCGCUCAUCCCGAAUAUCUGGAGAAUGUUCCACGACGAGGCCAAGUACCCAGAUCCGCACAAGUUCGAUCCACGACGAUUCGAAGACGAGGCCAAGAACGCCGAGCUCGGGAUCAACGAGCUCCCCCUGAUGACCUUCGGCUUUGGACGGCGCAUCUGCCCCGGCCGCUGGCUCGCGCUGGACACCAUCUGGAUCACCGUCGCGUCGGUCCUGGCGGUGUACAACAUCUCGAAGCCCAAGGACGAGAACGGCGUCGACGUCGAACAGGACGUGAAGUACGCCGGCACCGUCGUGAGCCGGCCAGAGCCAUUCAAGUGUCUGUUCGUGCCCCGUUCGAAGGAGGCUCUGGAUCUCAUCACGCAGGGAGGCGGGCAGAGAGCCGCAUGAUGAUCUAUCGAGCCCUCGAGGCUCCUUCGACAUCCUUCUGUAGUGAGUACAUACGAUGACGGACCAUGGUUUUACUGUAUAUACCGGUACUUCAAUGAACGCUUGGCACCCGGC
This is a messenger RNA of Heterobasidion irregulare TC 32-1, 1641 nucleotides long. It is a transcript of the gene cyp8, whose product is annotated as cytochrome P450 monooxygenase 8. Gene Ontology annotation, molecular function: monooxygenase activity; oxidoreductase activity, acting on paired donors, with incorporation or reduction of molecular oxygen; iron ion binding. Lineage: Eukaryota; Fungi; Basidiomycota; Agaricomycetes; Russulales; Bondarzewiaceae. The coding region runs from base 1 to 1527 and encodes 508 amino acids. The record is from RefSeq and is a predicted model, not a curated record. The transcript is spliced from 11 exons.